ACCCAUUUUCAACCUUUUUUCGUCGACUGUAAAAGCCUGUAAAUUUCAGGAACCCAACAGAAAAAAUAGAGAUGGUACUUUGUUGUUUCCCGAGAUCCUGUCCAUUUUGUCAAGUCUCGGUCGACAAUGGAUUCCGAAUUGUGCAUGAGGAUGACCACUUGAUUGCAUUUCACGAUCGCUCACCGGGUGCAAAAGUUCAUCUGCUCAUUAUACCCCGUGCUCAUAUUACUACGGUUAAAGCGUUGGACAAUAGCCAUGUGCCUUUAUUGGAAAAGAUGAUGGAUUUGGGAAGAAAACUCCUAAGUGAUCAAGGGUUCAAACCGGAUGACGAUACCCAGGCCCGUUUCGGCUUCCAUGUGCCUCCAUUUAAUUCCAUCAACCACUUACAUAUGCAUGUACAAGGUCUGCCGUACAAGAAUACCCUUCGCAAAUGGAAGUACACGCGUGGAUGUCCUUGGUAUGCUGAAGCGUCGCAUGUCCUUGAGAGGUUGCGGCAAGGUUUGGAAGCUUUGUGAUAAAGAACAAUGAAUGAUGAAUCACUACUAUAAACCUGAGAGGCAUGUUGGUUGAAAGCAACAAUUUUUCCGCG
This is a messenger RNA of Zychaea mexicana, 589 nucleotides long. Its product is annotated as HIT-like domain-containing protein. The record is from RefSeq and is a predicted model, not a curated record. Bases 72 to 515 code for a protein of 147 amino acids. NCBI's taxonomy places the organism in Eukaryota, Fungi, Mucoromycota, Mucoromycetes, Mucorales, Lichtheimiaceae. The transcript has 4 exons. Gene Ontology annotation, molecular function: catalytic activity.